AUGAAAAAGUAUCUGCUAUUCUUCACGUUCCCAUGUUUCUUCCUGUUCCCAAUGAUGUUUGUCUACCAGUCCAGUCUAUUUGGUAGUCCGCAGAGUCUAACGGAAGAAAAUGAUUAUGGAACGAUGGGUCCCGUUUCAUUCAAGAAAAGAUCCCUAAAGAGCUGUGAAUCUUUGGUCUCUCAAAUGAACACUUCCAUACCAACACUCUUGAUUGAUGUAGAAUUUUUGCAAAUGUUGGAGAAGGGAAGUUGUGAGACAUGUACUGGAAGACCUAUAAAGAUCGGUGUAGACGUCAAGCAUCUUUCUGCAACGUGGAUUCUGGAAGACCCUCGAUUUGAAGUAUUAUACUUCACGAAUGAGUCAGCAAAAGAUUAUUUGGACUUCCGAUCAGAUCCACGAAAAAUUGUACCGAAAAAGUUUCCGACGCGUUGGGUUGGUAAUGUGGAAGUUCCUAACAACAUAAAAAUGUUUGUUGGGUUCUGGCAACGUGCCAAGUUCGCGGAAUGUUUGAACUUGCAUAUACCAAGGGCUGGAGCAAAGGUCCGAAUGCCGGCUCGCCCGUCGUCCGCUGUACUGGCUCGUCUUCGUGAUGAGGUAAUCGAAAAUGAGAUGUUUCCAUUCUUAAAUGGGGGAACUCUACUAGGAUGGUACAGGGAGUGCUCCGUGAUACCACAUACCCAAGACAUGGAUAUAUCGGUGUUUGCUGAAGACUACAAUUCCGGAUUUGUAGAAAAGAUGGAGAGAAACGAUUCCAGUUUUAUGAUAAAGAGAAAGUUCGGAAUGACCAAUGACUCAUUCGAACUCACUUUGGCUCCAAAAGACGGUUUCAGAGUAUUCAUUGAUGUCUUCUUAAUGUAUCCUGGCAUAGAAAACGGCACAGUCACUCAUCACUGGGUGGGCGGAGUCUCUCCUGACGGCACAAAGUAUAAGUACACCUAUCCAGUCUACGAUCCUUGGUGUGCUGCUGACUUGCACGGUCACAUUUUCUGGGUCACAUGCACGCCUAACGAGAAAAUUGUGAAAGAAUACGGUAAACUAUGGUAUCUUGACCAUCUGACAUCGAAGUACUCAUGGAAUUCGUCUGGAAAAAAUGUGAAAAGAAAUGGGAAAUGGACGAAGGAGCAGAUGAAGGAAGUGUAUAAAGUGUUCAAGGGAGUUUAUCAGAAAUGGAAAAAACUGUGUUCAUUAAAAUAUUCCAGUAAAACUGUUUUUUUUUCCAAAAAAUCUGGCAAAAUGUAG
Molecule: messenger RNA, 1239 nt
Organism: Caenorhabditis remanei
Lineage: Eukaryota; Metazoa; Nematoda; Chromadorea; Rhabditida; Rhabditidae
Exons: 9
Coding region: 1-1239 (412 amino acids)
Source: RefSeq, a predicted model, not a curated record